AUGAGCGCUAGGGUUCCGGUACAGCAACACUACAAUCUCAACUCUCCCACUUCCUUCAUCGACAGCCCUCUCCACGUCCUCAACACCGUCGACGCUAGAACCGCCGCCUCCGCCAUCGACGACAUCUCCGCUUCCAACGACCACGAUGCCUCCGUCGAUUGCAUGAAUGAAUCCCACAGGAACUGUUUACCACUACACAGUGUAGAAGUCGACGAAGAUCGGUCCAGUCUCGAAACAAGCGAAUCUUCUAGAGAACUUUAUGAUAUCAUAACCGUUGACGAUGUUUCGCCGAUUGAAUCAGCUAGGGCGAGGUUUAUUCAAAUUGUGAUGGAUCAUUUUAUCGAUGAUAGUCUGAUUGAGGUGUUUGAUUCUGAUGCUGAUUAUGGUGAUCAAGACAAGAUGAACAAGAGAAGGACUAGAGAGAUUCGAUAUGAAGGAGACCCGAAUUUUGCUCUGCCUUUAAUGUAUGUAGCAAAUAUGUAUGAGACUUUAGUUAAUGAAGUUAAUAUUAGACUUGCUUCCUUGAGUGGUAUUCGCGAUAAGUCUAUUGGUGUUGCUCUUGAAGCUGCUGGUGGUUUGUAUAGAACACUCGCCAAGAAAUUUCCUAAAAAAGGAUCGUGUAUAUAUAAGAGAAGAGAAUUAGCAACUUCAAUGGAGACGAGAACUAGAUUUCCGGAACUAGUUAUACAAGAAGAGAAGCGUAUUCGCUUUGUGGUAGUUAAUGGAUUAAAAAUUGUUGAAAAUCCAAAUUCAGUGCCUAUUGAUGAUGCUGAGUGGUUUAAACGAUUGACAGGUCGGAAUGAAGUAGCAAUCUCACCUAACGAUUACAAAUUUUACUCUCCACGACACAAGUAUAGGCGUGGCACAUCAAUUUCACUUCCAAAUAUCCAAGAUAUCCCUAGUUAUUCCGGAGCAGAAAGUUCUACGACAAUGACUAGCACUCAAGGAUUUCGCUCAGCACAAAAUCAGCCGCAAACCCCAAACAAACAUCACUUGCAAUCAGUGCCACAUCAACCUCAGUUUCACCCUGUUCUCCAGAGCAAUCAAAUUAUGCACCAAAGUCAGCAUGCAGGGCCCUAUUCUCAUAACCAUCAAAAUGGUUCCCCUUCACACCUAUCUGGAAUUUCUCAUUCUCACCAGCCAUCAAUAUCUCAACACAUGAAUUGCUUACAAUCAUUCACAGGUGGCCAUGUUGGAGGACGCAUGCACAUGCUGCCACCAAGUCCUGCAAAGUUUUGCGACGAAUGCGGGGCUCCAUAUUUGAGGGAAACGUCCAAGUUUUGCUCCGAAUGUGGUUCAAAGAGGCUAGGAACAUGA
Vicia faba (fava bean) is the source of this 1317-nucleotide messenger RNA. NCBI's taxonomy places the organism in Eukaryota, Viridiplantae, Streptophyta, Magnoliopsida, Fabales, Fabaceae. The record is from the annotation of a GenBank genome assembly.